GGCAAAAGGACGGGUUUCCAGCGAUCAGAAGAAGUUGGUGUACCGGAAGGCUUAUCAGUUCCAAGUGAUUAUCUACAGGCUUCUUUCAUAAAACAAACCUCGAAGGAGUCAACAGAUUCGGGUCAUAGCGACAAUUGGGGUCCGAUACUGACGGAUGGUCCGCUUGGCAACUUCGUUGACAACUUAGGACCAGGCCAGGUAGUUGGCCGGCAGGUAUUGGCAAGUCCGGUACUUGGCGAAAUACAAAUCGGUAUUGCGGCAGGCCGAGCUGGCAUUGACCUUGAAAUCAUCCGAGCUAAGAAUCUUGUGGUCAAAUCAGGUGUUAAAGUUAAUCCAGCUCCGUAUGUGAAAGUGUACUUGCUAGAGGGGAAGCAGUGUGUUGCGAAAGCAAAAACACAUGCGGUAAGGAGGACAACAGCACCACUAUUCCAGCAACAUAUUGUCUUCUCCGAAUCACCACGCAAAAAAAUGCUCCAGAUUACGGUGAUGGGCGAUUACGGUCGAAUGGAGCGUAAAUCGUUCAUGGGAAUUGCGCAGAUACGACUGGAUGACCUGGAAUUGGGCCCGGAACCAAUGAUUGGAUGGUACAAAUUAUAUCACAGUUCUAGCUUAGCGUGUACUGGGCCAAUCCGAAAGGACAGUGACACAAGUCUGGUCGAAAUGAGACAGUGA
Gongylonema pulchrum is the source of this 672-nucleotide messenger RNA. The record is from the annotation of a GenBank genome assembly. NCBI's taxonomy places the organism in Eukaryota, Metazoa, Nematoda, Chromadorea, Rhabditida, Gongylonematidae.